AUGAAGCUGAAGCAGCUGCCUCUAAUCACUUCCGGCAUGGUGCUUCUGCUGCUUCUGCUUUUUCCCGCAGCGGCUUUCUCCGACGCUCAGAACCUCGAGACAUCUCAGUACGAGUGGGGCCCCUUCGACCAAUCGUAUUACAACACGUUCGCGGUGAUCAAGCCGGCGACGAUCAGCAACGAGGCGCUCCAGAUCACUCCGGACUCCGCAGGCAACUUCACGCUCGCCAACCGCUCAGGUAGAGUCUUCUUCAACCAUUCUUUCGUGCUCUGGACCGAUUCGGAUUCUCCUGGCUCCGCCACAACCGGAGCCUCGGGACGCGUGGCGUCUUUCAAUACGUCGUUCCUCGUUAACGUCUUUCGUGUCAACAGCACCGCUGUCCCCGGAGAGGGCCUGGCCUUCCUCAUCGCACCGAAUCUCACCCUCCCUCAAGGCAGCGACGGUCAAUACCUCGGUUUAACCAACGCGGCCUCCGAUGGGAACCCCAGCAACCACCUCCUCGCCGUCGAGCUGGACACUUUUAAGCAAAGCUUCGACCCGGAUGACAACCAUUUGGGCCUCAACAUCAACUCGAUCCGAUCCAACAAGACCGUUUCACUCUCGGAUCUGGAUAUCCAGAUCGCCCCAAACACUACCAAAUUUUACAUGGUCUGGGUCCAGUACGACGGCGAUUCUCGUCAGUUAGAAGUGUUCAUGGCCGAACAGUUGCAGGACCCAAAAACGAGCGAUUUCGUCAUCAGGCCCAGACCCACAACUCCAAUCUUAACGGCUAAUCUCAAUCUCAAGGACAUUGUGGAGCAGAAUUCCUACUUCGGUUUCUCUGCAUCGACCGGCAGUGCAAUCCAGCUCAAUUGCUUAUUGAGAUGGAAUCUGACGGUGGAGAAUUUGUCAGGUGUUGGGAGUGAAGAUAGCAAAAGUCAGGGGCUGAAGAUAGGACUUGGAGUGGGUGUACCCGUGGUGGUGCUGCUCCUGUUGGGCUUGGGAGGGCUGGUAUAUUACGUGCACAAGAGGAGGAGGGCCGCCGCUUCCGACCCGAAUAUCUUAGGGGCACUCAAGAGCCUUCCGGGCACUCCAAGGGAGUUUGAGUUCAAGGAGCUGAAGAAGGCUACGAACAACUUCGACGAGAAGCACAAGCUAGGUCAAGGUGGCUUUGGGGUGGUCUAUAGGGGUGUCCUACCCAAAGAGAAUUUGGAAGUGGCUGUGAAGAAAUUCUCCCGGGAUAAUCUCAAGGGUAAAGACGACUUUUUGGCUGAGCUCACCAUUAUCAACCGCCUCCGCCACAAGCAUCUCGUCCGGCUACUUGGAUGGUGCCACAAAACUGGGAUGCUACUCAUAGUAUACGAGUACAUGCCGAACGGUAGCUUGGACAACCACCUUUUCGGGGGUCCUGAGAAUGCAACACUAGGCUGGAGCCAAAGGUACAAAAUUGUAUCCGGGGUGGCGUCCGCCUUGCAUUACCUCCACAACGAGUACGACCAAAGAGUGAUCCAUAGAGACCUCAAGGCCAGCAACAUAAUGCUAGACUCCCACUUCAACUCCCGCCUCGGCGACUUUGGCCUCGCACGUGCCUUGGACAACGAGAAAACCUCGUAUGCCGAGCUCGAGGGUGUACCGGGCACAAUGGGGUACAUCGCACCCGAGUGCUUCCACACGGGCAAGGCCACGUGCGAGUCUGAUGUGUAUGGGUUCGGGGCAGUGCUUCUAGAAGUUGCGUGCGGUCAACGACCAUGGACCAAAAUGGGCGGGUUUCAGUGUGUGGUGGAUUGGGUUUGGUCCUUGCAUAGAGAAGGGCGUGUCUUGGAGGCCGUGGACGAGAGGCUUCGGAGUGAUUACGUGGCAGAGGAAGCUGAGAGGCUUUUGCUUCUUGGGCUGGCCUGCUCUCACCCUAUUGCCAACGAGAGGCCCAAGACCCAGGCCAUUAUCCAAAUCAUUUCCGCGUCGGUUCCGGUGCCCCGAGUCCCGCCCUUUAAACCCGCUUUUGUGUGGCCCUCCUCCUCUAUGCCCGAAGGAGUCAGCAGCGUAGCCAACACUGUGAGUACGACGUCGUCAUGGCCUCUUGGGAUAUCAGUUUCGGAUAGAUCUGAAUGGACCCCACGCUCACGCUACGACAGCCAGGACAGCUAUGGAGGAGCAGGAGGAUAUUGCGACAGCUCCUCCCUGGUUUAA
This is a messenger RNA of Prunus armeniaca (apricot), 2166 nucleotides long. Lineage: Eukaryota; Viridiplantae; Streptophyta; Magnoliopsida; Rosales; Rosaceae. The record is from the annotation of a GenBank genome assembly.